This is a messenger RNA of Oncorhynchus kisutch (coho salmon), 10860 nucleotides long. RefSeq names its product hemicentin-1. The transcript is spliced from 39 exons. The coding region runs from base 198 to 10166 and encodes 3322 amino acids. The record is from RefSeq and is a predicted model, not a curated record. Lineage: Eukaryota; Metazoa; Chordata; Actinopteri; Salmoniformes; Salmonidae.
GGGUGGAUAGGGUGGAUAGGUACAUUUGCAUCACCUGACUCCAGGUGAUCCUGAAUAAAUAUUUGCUGAUUGAGGGGAGACUGUGACUGAGCAGUAUCGACAUUUUCGGAUUUACCAAGAAGUCUGGACAGUCAUUUGGUUAAUAGGAAAUUGUCCUGUUCAUUUCUGAUCCGAGGUGUUUGAUAAGAGGCAGAACUAUGGAGUAUCCUCUGGUGUGGGUUCUCAUCUUGGUGCUGCUUAACUACACUACAGAUGUCUCUGGCCAGGUGGUGGUUCCCUCGAUGAACCCCUUAGCUGUGGGCAGUAAUGUCACCCUGAACCUAGUUCCUCAAAGCCCCAUCAACAUAGGGACCUGGUCAUAUGAAACUACAAUCAUCGUCCUUUUCUAUCCUAUUGGCAGUAGUGUGAGUACAAGUUAUCAAGGCAGAGUCUCAUUCAACCGUUCCUCCUCAGAGCUGUCCAUAAGCUCUCUCCAACUCAACGACUCAGGACGAUAUACCGUGCAGGGAAUGGAGCCAGUCCUGAAAGCUGUGGUGACUUUGUCUGUCCAGGAGCCCAUUUCAAACGUGACUCUAAGGGCCAACGCCACUGAUCUAGUGGAAUUGAACGACACUGCCAUGUUCACCUGCUCUGUCUCCUCUGGCACCUCCCUCUCCUACCGCUGGCUGAAUGGCAGCUCAGAGGUCACAGCUAGUGACAGAGUUCGGCUUGGUGGUGGGAACAGCACUCUCACCAUAGUCAGUGUGACACGAUACGAUGAAGGGCCGUUCAGAUGUGAGGUCAUCAAUGGAAUCAGCAAUGGCACCAGCCAGCCCAUUGGCCUCAAUGUUAGAUAUGGCCCAAGUAACCUCACCAUGAUGGUAGUUCCUGAGAUGACCAGAGGACAUACAGCCUACAAGACAGGCUCUGACAUCACUCUGUUCUGCUCCGCUCAGUCCAAACCCGCUGAGUCCUACAAGUGGAGGUUUAAUGGGAUGUUCCUCAACGAGCAAAGCCCACAGCUCAGCCUGCAGAACACCAGAGAGAACCAGACAGGAAGUUACGCCUGCUUAGCCUACAACAAUGUCACACUCCGAUACGCCACCAUGAGCACAAUGAUAAAGGUUGUGGAGCCGAUAUCAGCGGUUUCGUUGAACCGUGAUGGGAAGCCACCGAUACUGGAUCAGUCGUUCACUCUGCGGUGUGAGGUGACUGGACCUGUAAACUACAUUAUAUGGCUGAUGAAUGGCCAGCUCAUCUCCCUAAAUAACAGAACAUUCUUCUCUACGGACAACAACACAAUGGUUAUCAACCCAAUCCAAUUUUCUGACAAUGGAGAAUAUCUCUGUGAGGCCUUUAAUGCUGUUAGCAACCUGACCAGCAUAGCAUACAAUCAUGUGGUGAACUUUGGACCAGAGAGGCCUGCUAUAACUAGUCCGGAUAUAGCAAUGACAGGACACAUCGUGACCUUCAAUUGCUCAGCCUCCUCUCAGCCUCCCAGCCAGUUCAGCUGGUUCUUCAAUGGCUCCCAGAUGGCGGCUGGCUCAGUGUAUGAGACUGGCCCACUGACCUUAGCCAGUAAUGGAGAGUACACCUGUGUGGCCUUCAACAACAUCACUGGCAGAAACAGAACUGUCUCCAAGAUGCUCACCAUCAUUGUUCCAGUAACCACGUCCACGGUUAAAGUCAUUGGUGCCCAGCCAAUUGCAGACUACAUGUUUACUCUGACUUGUGAGACAUCUGGAACCAUUUACUCCAUUCAGUGGAUGAGGAACGGCUGGCCUCUGUAUGCUGACAACAGAACAGACUUCUCUAUGAACAACAAUACACUGACAUUCAACUCUGUCCAGCAUUCUGACAACGGAGACUAUCAGUGUUCUGCCUCCAACCCCUUCAGCAACAUGACCAGCCCAUACUACAAACUGAUCGUCAACUAUGGACCGGAGAUGCCAAUAAUAACAGGACCAGCAUUAGGAGAAACAGGACACAGCGUGACCUUCAACUGCUCAGCUUCCUCUCAGCCUCUCAGCCAGUUCAGCUGGUUCUUCAAUGGCUCCCAGGUGGCAACUGGCUCAAAGUAUGAUACAGGCCCACUGACUUUAGCCAGUCAUGGGGAGUACACCUGUGUGGCCUUCAACAACAUCACUAUCAGAAACAGAACUGUCUCCAAGAUGCUCACUGUCGUUGCACCUGUGACCAUGACAAUGGUGAAAGUCAUUGGAGCCCAGCCAAUACUGAACGAGAGAUUCUCUCUGACCUGUGGCACCGCUGGAACGGUUUACUCCAUUCAGUGGAUGAGGAACGGCUGGCCUCUGUAUGCUGACAACAGAACAGACUUCUAUAUGAACAACAAUACACUGACAUUCAACUCUGUCCAGCAUUCUGACAAAGGAGACUAUCAGUGUUCUGCCUCCAACCCCUUCAGCAACAUGACCAGCCCAUACUACAAACUGAUCGUCAACUAUGGACCGGAGAUGCCAAUAAUAACAGGACCAGCAUUAGGAGAAACAGGACACAGCGUGACCUUCAACUGCUCAGCUUCCUCUCAGCCUCCCAGCCAGUUCAGCUGGUUCUUCAAUGGCUCCCAGAUGGCGGCUGGCUCAGUGUAUGAGACUGGCCCACUGGCCUUAGCCAAUAAUGGAGAGUACACCUGUGUGGCCUUCAACAACAUCACUGGCAGAAACAGAACUGUCUCCAAGAUGCUCACCAUCAUUGUUCCAGUAACCACGUCCACGGUUAAAGUCAUUGGUGCCCAGCCAAUUGCAGACUACAUGUUUACUCUGACUUGUGAGACAUCUGGAACCAUUUACUCCAUUCAGUGGAUGAGGAACGGCUGGCCUCUGUACGCUGACAACAGAACAGACUUCUCUAUGAACAACAAUACACUGACAUUCAACUCUGUCCAGCAUUCUGACAACGGAGACUAUCAGUGUUCUGCCUCCAACCCCUUCAGCAACAUGACCAGCCCAUACUACAAACUGAUCGUCAACUAUGGACCGGAGAUGCCAAUAAUAACAGGACCAGCAUUAGGAGAAACAGGACACAGCGUGACCUUCAACUGCUCAGCUUCCUCUCAGCCUCUCAGCCAGUUCAGCUGGUUCUUCAAUGGCUCCCAGGUGGCAACUGGCUCAAAGUAUGAUACAGGCCCACUGACUUUAGCCAGUCAUGGGGAGUACACCUGUGUGGCCUUCAACAACAUCACUAUCAGAAACAGAACUGUCUCCAAGAUGCUCACUGUCGUUGCACCUGUGACCAUGACAAUGGUGAAAGUCAUUGGAGCCCAGCCAAUACUGAACGAGAGAUUCUCUCUGACCUGUGGCACCGCUGGAACGGUUUACUCCAUUCAGUGGAUGAGGAACGGCUGGCCUCUGUAUGCUAGCAACAGAACAGACUUCUAUAUGAACAACAAUACACUGACAUUCAACUCUGUCCAGCAUUCUGACAAAGGAGACUAUCAGUGUUCUGCCUCCAACCCCUUCAGCAACAUGACCAGCCCAUACUACAAACUGAUCGUCAACUAUGGACCGGAGAUGCCAAUAAUAACAGGACCAGCAUUAGGAGAAACAGGACACAGCGUGACCUUCAACUGCUCAGCUUCCUCUCAGCCUCUCAGCCAGUUCAGCUGGUUCUUCAAUGGCUCCCAGGUGGCAACUGGCUCAAAGUAUGAUACAGGCCCACUGACCUUAGCCAGUCAUGGGGAGUACACCUGUGUGGCCUUCAACAACAUCACUGUCAGAAACAGCACUGUUUCCAAGAUGCUCAUUGUCAUUGCACCUGUGACCAUGACAAUGGUGAAAGUCAUUGGAGCCCAGCCAAUACUGAACGAGAGAUUCUCUCUGACCUGUGGCACCGCUGGAACGGUUUACUCCAUUCAGUGGAUGAGGAACGGCUGGCCUCUGUAUGCUAGCAACAGAACAGACUUCUCUAUGAACAACAAUACACUGACAUUCAACUCUGUCCAGCAUUCUGACAAAGGAGACUAUCAGUGUUCUGCCUCCAACCCCUUCAGCAACAUGACCAGCCCAUACUACAAACUGAUCGUCAACUAUGGACCGGAGAUGCCAAUAAUAACAGGACCAGCAUUAGGAGAAACAGGACACAGCGUGACCUUCAACUGCUCAGCUUCCUCUCAGCCUCUCAGCCAGUUCAGCUGGUUCUUCAAUGGCUCCCAGGUGGCAACUGGCUCAAAGUAUGAUACAGGCCCACUGACCUUAGCCAGUCAUGGGGAGUACACCUGUGUGGCCUUCAACAACAUCACUGUCAGAAACAGCACUGUUUCCAAGAUGCUCAUUGUCAUUGCACCUGUGACCAUGACAAUGGUGAAAGUCAUUGGAGCCCAGCCAAUACUGAACGAGAGAUUCUCUCUGACCUGUGGCACCGCUGGAACGGUUUACUCCAUUCAGUGGAUGAGGAACGGCUGGCCUCUGUAUGCUAGCAACAGAACAGACUUCUCUAUGAACAACAAUACACUGACAUUCAACUCUGUCCAGCAUUCUGACAAAGGAGACUAUCAGUGUUCUGCCUCCAACCCCUUCAGCAACAUGACCAGCCCAUACUACAAACUGAUCGUCAACUAUGGACCGGAGAUGCCAAUAAUAACAGGACCAGCAUUAGGAGAAACAGGACACAGCGUGACCUUCAACUGCUCAGCUUCCUCUCAGCCUCUCAGCCAGUUCAGCUGGUUCUUCAAUGGCUCCCAGGUGGCAACUGGCUCAAAGUAUGAUACAGGCCCACUGACCUUAGCCAGUCAUGGGGAGUACACCUGUGUGGCCUUCAACAACAUCACUGUCAGAAACAGCACUGUUUCCAAGAUGCUCAUUGUCAUUGCACCUGUGACCAUGACAAUGGUGAAAGUCAUUGGAGCCCAGCCAAUACUGAACGAGAGAUUCUCUCUGACCUGUGGCACCGCUGGAACGGUUUACUCCAUUCAGUGGAUGAGGAACGGCUGGCCUCUGUAUGCUAGCAACAGAACAGACUUCUCUAUGAACAACAAUACACUGACAUUCAACUCUGUCCAGCAUUCUGACAAAGGAGACUAUCAGUGUUCUGCCUCCAACCCCUUCAGCAACAUGACCAGCCCAUACUACAAACUGAUCGUCAACUAUGGACCGGAGAUGCCAAUAAUAACAGGACCAGCAUUAGGAGAAACAGGACACAGCGUGACCUUCAACUGCUCAGCUUCCUCUCAGCCUCUCAGCCAGUUCAGCUGGUUCUUCAAUGGCUCCCAGGUGGCAACUGGCUCAAAGUAUGAUACAGGCCCACUGACCUUAGCCAGUCAUGGGGAGUACACCUGUGUGGCCUUCAACAACAUCACUGUCAGAAACAGCACUGUUUCCAAGAUGCUCAUUGUCAUUGCACCUGUGACCAUGACAAUGGUGAAAGUCAUUGGAGCCCAGCCAAUACUGAACGAGAGAUUCUCUCUGACCUGUGGCACCGCUGGAACGGUUUACUCCAUUCAGUGGAUGAGGAACGGCUGGCCUCUGUAUGCUAGCAACAGAACAGACUUCUCUAUGAACAACAAUACACUGACAUUCAACUCUGUCCAGCAUUCUGACAAAGGAGACUAUCAGUGUUCUGCCUCCAACCCCUUCAGCAACAUGACCAGCCCAUACUACAAACUGAUCGUCAACUAUGGACCGGAGAUGCCAAUAAUAACAGGACCAGCAUUAGGAGAAACAGGACACAGCGUGACCUUCAACUGCUCAGCUUCCUCUCAGCCUCUCAGCCAGUUCAGCUGGUUCUUCAAUGGCUCCCAGGUGGCAACUGGCUCAAAGUAUGAUACAGGCCCACUGACCUUAGCCAGUCAUGGGGAGUACACCUGUGUGGCCUUCAACAACAUCACUGUCAGAAACAGCACUGUUUCCAAGAUGCUCAUUGUCAUUGCACCUGUGACCAUGACAAUGGUGAAAGUCAUUGGAGCCCAGCCAAUACUGAACGAGAGAUUCUCUCUGACCUGUGGCACCGCUGGAACGGUUUACUCCAUUCAGUGGAUGAGGAACGGCUGGCCUCUGUAUGCUAGCAACAGAACAGACUUCUCUAUGAACAACAAUACACUGACAUUCAACUCUGUCCAGCAUUCUGACAAAGGAGACUAUCAGUGUUCUGCCUCCAACCCCUUCAGCAACAUGACCAGCCCAUACUACAAACUGAUCGUCAACUAUGGACCGGAGAUGCCAAUAAUAACAGGACCAGCAUUAGGAGAAACAGGACACAGCGUGACCUUCAACUGCUCAGCUUCCUCUCAGCCUCUCAGCCAGUUCAGCUGGUUCUUCAAUGGCUCCCAGGUGGCAACUGGCUCAAAGUAUGAUACAGGCCCACUGACCUUAGCCAGUCAUGGGGAGUACACCUGUGUGGCCUUCAACAACAUCACUGUCAGAAACAGCACUGUUUCCAAGAUGCUCAUUGUCAUUGCACCUGUGACCAUGACAAUGGUGAAAGUCAUUGGAGCCCAGCCAAUACUGAACGAGAGAUUCUCUCUGACCUGUGGCACCGCUGGAACGGUUUACUCCAUUCAGUGGAUGAGGAACGGCUGGCCUCUGUAUGCUAGCAACAGAACAGACUUCUCUAUGAACAACAAUACACUGACAUUCAACUCUGUCCAGCAUUCUGACAAAGGAGACUAUCAGUGUUCUGCCUCCAACCCCUUCAGCAACAUGACCAGCCCAUACUACAAACUGAUCGUCAACUAUGGACCGGAGAUGCCAAUAAUAACAGGACCAGCAUUAGGAGAAACAGGACACAGCGUGACCUUCAACUGCUCAGCUUCCUCUCAGCCUCUCAGCCAGUUCAGCUGGUUCUUCAAUGGCUCCCAGGUGGCAACUGGCUCAAAGUAUGAUACAGGCCCACUGACCUUAGCCAGUCAUGGGGAGUACACCUGUGUGGCCUUCAACAACAUCACUGUCAGAAACAGCACUGUUUCCAAGAUGCUCAUUGUCAUUGCACCUGUGACCAUGACAAUGGUGAAAGUCAUUGGAGCCCAGCCAAUACUGAACGAGAGAUUCUCUCUGACCUGUGGCACCGCUGGAACGGUUUACUCCAUUCAGUGGAUGAGGAACGGCUGGCCUCUGUAUGCUAGCAACAGAACAGACUUCUCUAUGAACAACAAUACACUGACAUUCAACUCUGUCCAGCAUUCUGACAAAGGAGACUAUCAGUGUUCUGCCUCCAACCCCUUCAGCAACAUGACCAGCCCAUACUACAAACUGAUCGUCAACUAUGGACCGGAGAUGCCAAUAAUAACAGGACCAGCAUUAGGAGAAACAGGACACAGCGUGACCUUCAACUGCUCAGCUUCCUCUCAGCCUCUCAGCCAGUUCAGCUGGUUCUUCAAUGGCUCCCAGGUGGCAACUGGCUCAAAGUAUGAUACAGGCCCACUGACCUUAGCCAGUCAUGGGGAGUACACCUGUGUGGCCUUCAACAACAUCACUGUCAGAAACAGCACUGUUUCCAAGAUGCUCAUUGUCAUUGCACCUGUGACCAUGACAAUGGUGAAAGUCAUUGGAGCCCAGCCAAUACUGAACGAGAGAUUCUCUCUGACCUGUGGCACCGCUGGAACGGUUUACUCCAUUCAGUGGAUGAGGAACGGCUGGCCUCUGUAUGCUAGCAACAGAACAGACUUCUCUAUGAACAACAAUACACUGACAUUCAACUCUGUCCAGCAUUCUGACAAAGGAGACUAUCAGUGUUCUGCCUCCAACCCCUUCAGCAACAUGACCAGCCCAUACUACAAACUGAUCGUCAACUAUGGACCGGAGAUGCCAAUAAUAACAGGACCAGCAUUAGGAGAAACAGGACACAGCGUGACCUUCAACUGCUCAGCUUCCUCUCAGCCUCUCAGCCAGUUCAGCUGGUUCUUCAAUGGCUCCCAGGUGGCAACUGGCUCAAAGUAUGAUACAGGCCCACUGACCUUAGCCAGUCAUGGGGAGUACACCUGUGUGGCCUUCAACAACAUCACUGUCAGAAACAGCACUGUUUCCAAGAUGCUCAUUGUCAUUGCACCUGUGACCAUGACAAUGGUGAAAGUCAUUGGAGCCCAGCCAAUACUGAACGAGAGAUUCUCUCUGACCUGUGGCACCGCUGGAACGGUUUACUCCAUUCAGUGGAUGAGGAACGGCUGGCCUCUGUAUGCUAGCAACAGAACAGACUUCUCUAUGAACAACAAUACACUGACAUUCAACUCUGUCCAGCAUUCUGACAAAGGAGACUAUCAGUGUUCUGCCUCCAACCCCUUCAGCAACAUGACCAGCCCAUACUACAAACUGAUCGUCAACUAUGGACCGGAGAUGCCAAUAAUAACAGGACCAGCAUUAGGAGAAACAGGACACAGCGUGACCUUCAACUGCUCAGCUUCCUCUCAGCCUCUCAGCCAGUUCAGCUGGUUCUUCAAUGGCUCCCAGGUGGCAACUGGCUCAAAGUAUGAUACAGGCCCACUGACCUUAGCCAGUCAUGGGGAGUACACCUGUGUGGCCUUCAACAACAUCACUGUCAGAAACAGCACUGUUUCCAAGAUGCUCAUUGUCAUUGCACCUGUGACCAUGACAAUGGUGAAAGUCAUUGGAGCCCAGCCAAUACUGAACGAGAGAUUCUCUCUGACCUGUGGCACCGCUGGAACGGUUUACUCCAUUCAGUGGAUGAGGAACGGCUGGCCUCUGUAUGCUAGCAACAGAACAGACUUCUCUAUGAACAACAAUACACUGACAUUCAACUCUGUCCAGCAUUCUGACAAAGGAGACUAUCAGUGUUCUGCCUCCAACCCCUUCAGCAACAUGACCAGCCCAUACUACAAACUGAUCGUCAACUAUGGACCGGAGAUGCCAAUAAUAACAGGACCAGCAUUAGGAGAAACAGGACACAGCGUGACCUUCAACUGCUCAGCUUCCUCUCAGCCUCUCAGCCAGUUCAGCUGGUUCUUCAAUGGCUCCCAGGUGGCAACUGGCUCAAAGUAUGAUACAGGCCCACUGACCUUAGCCAGUCAUGGGGAGUACACCUGUGUGGCCUUCAACAACAUCACUGUCAGAAACAGCACUGUUUCCAAGAUGCUCAUUGUCAUUGCACCUGUGACCAUGACAAUGGUGAAAGUCAUUGGAGCCCAGCCAAUACUGAACGAGAGAUUCUCUCUGACCUGUGGCACCGCUGGAACGGUUUACUCCAUUCAGUGGAUGAGGAACGGCUGGCCUCUGUAUGCUAGCAACAGAACAGACUUCUCUAUGAACAACAAUACACUGACAUUCAACUCUGUCCAGCAUUCUGACAAAGGAGACUAUCAGUGUUCUGCCUCCAACCCCUUCAGCAACAUGACCAGCCCAUACUACAAACUGAUCGUCAACUAUGGACCGGAGAUGCCAAUAAUAACAGGACCAGCAUUAGGAGAAACAGGACACAGCGUGACCUUCAACUGCUCAGCUUCCUCUCAGCCUCUCAGCCAGUUCAGCUGGUUCUUCAAUGGCUCCCAGGUGGCAACUGGCUCAAAGUAUGAUACAGGCCCACUGACCUUAGCCAGUCAUGGGGAGUACACCUGUGUGGCCUUCAACAACAUCACUGUCAGAAACAGCACUGUUUCCAAGAUGCUCAUUGUCAUUGCACCUGUGACCAUGACAAUGGUGAAAGUCAUUGGAGCCCAGCCAAUACUGAACGAGAGAUUCUCUCUGACCUGUGGCACCGCUGGAACGGUUUACUCCAUUCAGUGGAUGAGGAACGGCUGGCCUCUGUAUGCUGACAACAGAACAGACUUCUCUAUGAACAACAAUACACUGACAUUCAACUCUGUCCAGCAUUCUGACAAAGGAGACUAUCAGUGUUCUGCCUCCAACCCCUUCAGCAACAUGACCAGCCCAUACUACAAACUGAUCGUCAACUAUGGACCGGAGAUGCCAAUAAUAACAGGACCAGCAUUAGGAGAAACAGGACACAGCGUGACCUUCAACUGCUCAGCCUCCUCUCAGCCUCUCAGCCAGUUCAGCUGGUUCUUCAAUGGCUUCCAGGUGGCAACUGCCUCAGAGUAUGAUACUGGCCCACUGACUUUAGCCAGUCAUGGGGAGUACACCUGUGUGGCCUUCAACAACAUUACUGGCAUAAACAGCACUGCUUCAAAGAUGCUCACUGUCGUUGGCCACUCGCCUGCCCCUCCAUUCCAGUCCAGAGUUGGUCUGAUGCUGACGGCCCUGUUAGCCCUCUCUCUCUGCCUCUGAUCAACCACUGAGACCCCCAGAGUAUGCACACUGCAUGUCUGUCUGCUGGCUGGGAGCCAAUCACUCCCUUCCCUCUACCCUCACUGACUCCCCUUGCUGAUCUGAAAAAGGGCUGGAUAGAAAUAAGUAGUAUUGUCAAUACUGUAAUUGCCUCAUCUCACCACCAUAGGGCUGAGGUCAGAUGAGAGGGGCCUAUCCCCUUAGAAUAGAACCCACCUCUACAAUGUGUUUUUAUGUCAAUCAUCUCUACAAACAUAUUUUCUUUUUUAAAACUAAAGUCUUGAAAACUGGUCUUCAACAAGGUAAUUGAAGGCGCAAAGAUUCGCUGCUCAGUUGUGCUGCCUAUUUCUGAUUGUAAUUAAAUGUUCUUAGAUAUUCACUGCCCUUGUGACUGUGACUGUUGCCCUGGAGUCCAUUCACUGAGUCCCUUUCUGUGUUGUUCUGUGUUUGAUCAUGUAUGUAAACUCUGUUAUUUAAGUACACAUUUAGGUUUAAUUAACUUGUAAAUACCUUAAAGGUAAAACAUUUAAAUUGAUAGUACAGUUAACUGGUGUUUAUGUAAAAUAUGACUUGUUUUUGCAUAAGCUUGUAAAUUCUCGGAGGAGAAGCAGGCUUGUGCUGUUGUCUUAUGUUUAUAUUUCCUCUUCAUUAAUUAUUGUCUUAAAUAAAGUGUUGUCUUUUCACACCUGUCCUA